AUGUUAUCGAUAUUGCUUCUGUUAUGCUGUACGGCUUCAAUUAAUGGUAUGGAAAGCGGAUUUACGUUUCUUCUCGGAGCUAGAAAACGGGAAUGUUUUUUUGAAAAUCUGAAAGUCAACGUGUCCUUGGAUUUGGAAUAUCAGGUAUUACCGUAACUAGAGAUAUUUAGUUGAACAGAUUUCUUAGAAUUCUGUAAGAACUGUUAUAUUUGUUAACUUUUUGUGGUAUUUAUAUACUGUCAAAUCGGUCCAAUAUAAAUUUAUCAUUGAUUGUUUACUUUAAUCAAUAUAUUUACAGCAAUGAUUUUAAUCACAGAACUGCAGGCUCGAUUCCUGCAAGAGGCCUAUAUAAAUCCACUGCUUGAAAUAUCUAUCUGCAAAAACAGUUCAACUAUAUAUUCAAUAUAUUAAUCCGACUUUUUAAUUUGUCUGCCAUCUCAUUUUGAAGACUUAUUUUUUGCAAUUAUUCCCCCUACCCUAUCACAAUAUUCACAGACCAUUUAACCCUUAUUUUCCUAGAAAAGUCAGUGUUGCCAAAACCAGUUCACGUACUGUAAACCUGUGAAUACAAGCCCACCCGAAUAUAAUUAAGCCCUCCCCCUGUGUAUAAGCCCACCAUGUUCACUAAUGCUCAGGCCAUUUUGAUUAUAAGCUGCCCCCCCCCCCAAAAAAAAAAGAAUACAAGCCCCUCUGUAUAACCCAUGAUGAUAAUUAUAUUAAGUAUAAUGUUAACCAACUUGUUUUAUUAAGUGUUAUAUACUGUAUGUUUAUAUUUCAUUCAUGUUAUGUAGUUCAAUAAAUAUUAUCACUAACACCAAACCACACCAAACGUUGCCUGUGUAUAAGCCCCCCCCUUCCCCCAUGGAUAAGCCCAUCAAAAAAUGCUUACAAUCCCAUUGCUUACAACCCAUUGCUUACAGGUAAUUCAAUUCUGUCAAAGUCAAAAUCAAAAACCCUCAACCUCUAAGCAUGUAAAUUAAGCCUGAUCAACAUGCAUACAGUAUUAUAUGAAAAUGAUAGUCUGAACAAUCCAUACUUUAUGCUGUUGUGACGUUCCACAAGCCAUUUUGAUAUUGGCAUUCCCGUUGCUUCUCGCAUUUUCAGACCUGCCAAGGUUCCCGCAUUUUGCGUGAAAGUUACGCAUUCUGCUUUUGUUCCGCACGCAUAACUAAAAUGAUCUUAAAGUAACGCAUUUUUGCCAUUAUAUGACGCUAUCCCACUUUUCGUACAAUAAUUCAUUGGGUGUAAAAAAAAUACCUGUGGUUCUGGUUUCAUAUCGUGAAAAAAUUGGGGUCGGUAGGUCGAAAAUAAUUUUUUUUUAAAUAUUUUCAUGAUUUUGGCGUUUUUUUUUUGCUGGGCGAUUUGCAGUAGAGUCCCGACAUCAAUAUUAACUAGAGAUGCGUAUUUCCUAUGGACGAAUUUAGGCAGUUUGGUUCAAUAAUUAGUAUGACAACAGACACCAUUUUGGCACGCUGUUUGAGCAGCCCGCAACCACCCGGAAAAAAUAGGGUUGCACAGUCAAUUGCUUUGAAAAAAUAAUAGGGUCGGCAGAAAAAAAUAGGGUCGGGAACCGGAACCACAGGUAUUUUUUUUUACGCCUUGACAACGCUUUGUGCAAACGUAGAAUUAGAGUUAACAACGUUAGAAUUAACGUCAGACGCAUCGUGGCCUGCGAUACAUUGGCCAAAUAUAUGCUUUCUGACGAUCUGGAGACUCCAAAUUUCCAAACUUUUCUCAAUUUUCCUGGUCACAUUAAACUGUAAGUAACACUGUCAUAUUGAUCAGUAGUUAUUUUAGUUAUCUUUAUUGUUAGGCAUGCGGUAGUAAAACAUUGAAACUUUGGGUAGGAAAGACUUUAAAAUGCUAUUUCCGACGGUCUAGAGAAUUCAAAUUUUCAAAAUUUUUUGCUCGGCGCCAACCAUGAUGGCGCCUUGUGGGUGUCCCCCAAAGGCAAAGUCCUCGCAACGGCCCCGGGUCAUGCAUUCUUAUCUUCUGAACUUGGCAGGUCUGCAUUUUAUUUGCUCGUCUAACCCAAUUCAAUAGCAAACCUGGCGGAAUUCAUUGGAUUUUUAAACUUUUUAAUGUUAAUUAAUUAAAGAAAGUUGUUUGUGCUAACAUGUAUGCAUAAACAAUCUCAAUAAUAAUAACGGUUUUGUACAUUAGGUGAUUGAAGGCGGUGAUCUUGAUAUAAACUUCGAAGUGUUCGAUCCAAACAACAAACGCUUGAUCCAUGCUGAAAAGUCAUCGGAUGAAUCGCACGAACUUGAAAUAAAACUACCAGGAAUAUACAGUUUUUGUAUUGAUAAUAGCUUCAGUAGCAUAACAUCCAAAAUGGUGUACCUUGACUUAGGAAUAACGAGGGAAGAUGAAGAAUUGGGGAGGGAUCAUCAAUUUGAAACUGUUUUUAAUGUUUAUGUAAGUACAUUGUCUAUUUUCUUGCUUUGAAUUUUUGGUAUGGGAUGAUUCAAAUACACCCUUCCGGAAAUUACUCAGCAUUGGCUAAUGUACAGGGAUUGAAGUGUCUAUUAACCUGUUAUUGCAGCUUUAAUUAAGCUGUGUGUAGUAAAUGCAAUGUUCCCAAAUGCCGCAGACUUUAUUAUUUUAUUCUGUCUAACCCCAGAUGAUUUUACUUGUUAAUGGGAGAGUCUAAAUGGGUCAACCAAACUAUCUACCAAUUGAUGUGUCUUGUUAACCCAUUUUUCAAUGUCACAUAUUUGCAAUGAAAAGUGUUCAAAACCUAAAAUCCUUUUGGUGUUCCUCUCAAAAUUACCUUGUUUUAGCUUUUAUAUUUUGUAGUUUACAUAGUUGGCAACCUUUUUAAAUAUAUCUGGCAGUUGAGAAACACAAAAUAAUAAUUAAAUAUUGAUAAUUUAAAUACAAUUAUGAAAAAUUUAUGCCAUAUAUUUGUACAGCAAUCAGUAGGUCAAACUUACUGAACUACAGACAUCAUUUUCUCUACUGCAUACCAUCUAAAAUCUUUUUCAUUUUAGCAUACUUUUACAGAUAAAGCAUUAUAGAAAUAUAUCAAAAAUUUAAAAUUUUGAAUAAAGUCAUAACCAAGUAAAAAAGUACAUAUAUUCAUUAGUGUUUGGCAUGUGUUAAAUAGCAUAGAAAUGAUUCCUCUUUUAAUGCAUUAAGCUGCAAUCAACUUUAUUGUCUUACUCUGUCUAAUGCCUGACCAUUUUAGUUGUCAAGGGGAGAGCCUUGUGAGUUAAUAUUUUAUUAUGCUAUGUGGCAUAGAGGAUACUUGUUACCUGCCUCCCCCCCAAAAAAAAAGAAAACCCCCAAAAAACAAACAAACAAACAAACAAAACCAAGGAAACUUUAGGAAUGUUGAGAAUAGUUCAGACAGAUUUAUCACAAAAAUAUCAUUUAAUUACGCACCAGACACAUUAGUGAUAAUUCUAUUAGAAAAUGAAUAAAAAAUUAUUUGCAUUCAUUUCAUGCCCACAAUCAUAGCUAGUGUGAACUCAUAAAUUGCAUUUCUUAUCCAGGAGAAUAUCGAGGGAAUCCGCACAAAGCUAGACAAAGCCAGUUCGUACCAGGGUGCAUUGCGGGCGAAGGAGGCAAGACAACGUUACUAUCUCGAGGGAAAUUAUUCCCGUGUCAUGUGGGUAUCGUGUACGGCAAGUAUAAUAAUGAUUAGUGUUGGAUUAGUCCAGGUAUAUUUUGUUCGCCAUUUAUUUGAUCAACGAAACAAAAGUAGAAUUUAGUAUCAUCGAAUAAAUUUUGGGUGUCAUGCCCUAGAUAUUUUGCAAAAAAGGUUUAAAAUGUUUGUCAAAUAGUAGUAUAUUUUGGGGGGGAAACAACGAAACUGUGUGGAUAUGGUUAAGUUCUUGAAAAUAUAAAAUAAAAAUGUUUUGAAAUUUUGUGUAUCUCAGGCAAGAAAGGAUCUCAGCUUGAGCAGCAUAUGCUAA
Molecule: messenger RNA, 3917 nt
Organism: Paramuricea clavata
Lineage: Eukaryota; Metazoa; Cnidaria; Anthozoa; Malacalcyonacea; Plexauridae
Source: the annotation of a GenBank genome assembly